AUGCUUCUGCUCCGUUCACUGCGAGUGACCCCAUUGGGCGUCGCUAAGCCCCGCUCAAUUGCUGCAUUCUCCUCGUUCCAGACUGCUGCUCCUAGCACCGUCUCUCAGACUGCCCGAGCUUUCUCUCGACAGACCACCUCCCGUGUCGCCAACAAGAAGGUCAAUGUCAUGGCCCAGCUCAACAAGUUCUCCCGACAGUUCUCGUCCGGACGAACCGCCAGACAGGUGAAGAUGAACAACAAGGAAAACCCCAACCUGAAACAGAAGUACUCUCAGCAUGGACCCUUCUCCAUUGCCUGGAACGUGACUCCUCCCUGGAUCAAGUUCUUCGGCCUCGCUCUCUUCUUCUUCAACUGUGCCCUGUUCAUUACCAUGCCCAUUCUGUUCAUCAUUGUACCUCCCUUCCUUCUGCUCAUGCUGUGGUUCCGUUCUCGAAUCGCAUCUUCUCAGAUUGGUGUCAUGAACCAGCGAUGGGUCGGCAUGGCCCAGCAGUCUCUCGUCUACAAGACCAAGGGUCCCCUUGAUCUGCAGAAACUCAACCGAGUGUGCGUGAACCGAAUUCACCAGGCUAUCAACGAUGAUGAGCGAGAUAUCAAUUCUAUCCUUAAGGUAGACCCCUUUGCCAUGUCUCGAAACGGCCAGUCUCUGACCCUUGAUCCUACUGGACGAAUCUCCCAGUCUUCCAUGCUCUAUCCCCGACAGACUAAGAUUGAUACUGAGAACCCCUUUGACAACCUGCCCGGCCGAGAGGAGAUGAUUGCCUUCGAGGAGCUGCUGCUCGAUAAGUCCAUUGAGGGCAAGCCCAAGCAGCAGGUCAUUGGUGUUGUUGAUGUUGUUCUGACCCACGAUGCAUCCUUCGAUCCCUUUGCCUCCCACUACACUGAAGCUGACAACGAGUUCCACUACCGACUCGAGGUUCGACCCGCUAAGACUCUCUUCCCCGAGUCCAGUGACGUUGUUAUUCUAAGCGCCCCUGCCCCCAAGAACACGGAGAUGGAGGACGUCACUGACCACAUCAUCGACGUUGAUCCCGUCAGCAAGGAACACUUCGGCGACGACGACAAGAAGGCAAAGAAGGCCUAA
Yarrowia lipolytica CLIB122 is the source of this 1083-nucleotide messenger RNA. RefSeq lists its product as uncharacterized. The record is from RefSeq and is a predicted model, not a curated record. Lineage: Eukaryota; Fungi; Ascomycota; Dipodascomycetes; Dipodascales.